AGAGACAGACUGCUGGAUAAUGGGAUUAAGCAAAGCUGAACAGGAAGCACAGGAAAACAGAGACAAAAUCAGCCUGAUCAGAUCUGACGGAGGGAGGGACGUCCUGUGUUCACCACACCCACAAACAAACGUGCACACACACACGCACACAAAAGCACACACACUGUGGCAGCAGGUGGAGGCAGCGAAGAAGCCAGCAGAGAGACUGCCGACCAGCAGCCAUGACAGACAUGGAUUCUCUCAGUGAGGCUCUAAAGGCCAUCAGUGUGAGCACAGAGCUAAUAGAGGAUGAACUGAAGCCUCAUCUGGACACAGUGCUGGCUGCACUGCUGGAAAAGAAAAAAGGUGCUGCUGUAGAGAUUGCCAGAAGCGGGAUCCUGCCCAUCCUGGUUCAGACCUUGCAGCAUGACAGCGGUCUGAGCUGCCAGGUGGCUCUGGUGGUGGCCGAGAUGGCACGAGACGCUGCAGUGAGAGAACCAUGCAUCGAGGCGGGCCUGGUCAAAGUUCUGGUUCCCCAUCUGAACAGCAGGAACCAGGAGAUGCUUCUAAACACCGGCAGGGCCAUUGGACGCAUCUGCUUCGACAACACUCACCAACAGGACCAGUUAGUCCAGAGUGGUGUGAUCCCCAGGCUGGUGUCCAUCAUGAGGGAGUACCCGGAUAACGACCCGCUGGUCAACGUCUGCCUGCUGGGGCUCUGUAACCUGGCUGACAUGGACUCGGCGCGGGAGGCUCUGGCACUUCUGCAUGUGGCCGAUGCUCUGACCUUUCAGCUGAAACGAGCGCCUGAUGCUGAACGCCGACACGUCAUCUUGGAAAUCCUGAGUUCACUGGGAGAGAGCGAUACCCUGAAGCUGCAGUUUGCUGAGUCUGGAGUACCAGAGGCUUUAUCAGACAUGAUCCGGGGUCUGCAGGGACAUUCAGACCCCCAUGAUCUCUGCAGCAUCAAGAUUGCCUCCAACCUCAUUGUGUCUCUGCUUUUAGGAGAUGAGUCCAUGCAGAAGUGUUUCGGUGAGGGAUCCGGGCAGGUCUACCAGGAUAUCCUGUCCUGGCUGCAGAGCUCCAACACCCAGCUGCAGCUGUCAGGAGCCCUGGCCAUCGCUAACUUUGCCAGGAAUGACAGUAACUGUGUGAAGAUGCUGGACCUUGGUGUGGUUCCACACAUCCUGACCUUGUUGGAGCAGCAUGUCGACGAAGGAGACGUGUCCGUUCAACAUGCUGGACUGAGCGCACUCAGAAACCUGGCCAUUCCAGCGAGCAACAAGGUCCGGAUGUUGGCGGAUGGAGUGACAGAGAGGAUAAAGACUCUGCUACGCACCGACAUGCCACCGGUUCAGUUCAAGCUGCUCGGAACGCUGCGCAUGAUGGUGGAUGGACAAGAGGACGCAGCCUUGAUGCUGGGGCGGGAUGCCAUGCUGCUGGCUCGGAUCAUGGAGUGGUGUGAAGCCAAAGACCAUGCAGGAGUCCGAGGAGAAGCUAGUCGCCUUUUGGCUGCCCUCAUCAGACACAGCCGCAGUCCUGAAGUUGUUUGUGCAGUAACCGAAGCAGAUGGGGUUCGACACCUCAUCUCUAUGGCAACAAGUGAACAUGUUAUUAUGCAGAAUGAAGCCCUGGUUGCCCUGGCGAUAGCAUCUGCCAUCAACAUUGAGUCCAUGAAGGAUCCAUUCAGGGAGGCGGAGCUCUUACCAACGCUGAAGAAGAUGUUGGAGGAUCCAGCUGGAGCGGUCGAAGUCAAGUUCAGCGCUUUAGGUCUCAUCUGCACCCUGGCUAACUCCAGUGUGAUGAAGGAGGACCUGGACUCUGUGAACAUGAAAGAAAGUCUCAGUAAACUGACUGAUGACAGCAGCAGUAAACUGGCCUCCCAGGCCGGCUCCAUACUGGCCGCUCUCUGUGACACCAGUUAAACCAGCAGAGGAACCUGUCUGCUGUGUGAAUUUAUCCGGCUUCUGACACAACAACGUUUAUUCCAAUGAUCUUAAAGCACAUGUUCCUCUGCACGUCCGGGUGGCCUCCUGAACUUUGCAGCAGGUUUUCAGGAAGCUGUUUCGUCAUCAUAUUACAGGAUUACCUGCAUAUAUGCUUCCUUUUGGUUGGACAGGAGGAAUUCAAUGUUUUAUUCUUGAGAUGCAUCAUGGUGUAAGUACUGCCGAGUCAUGUUUCAUGACGCGAUGAACUGUAGCCCAGACUGAUGCCAUAGAGCUUUAAAAGAUGUGAUUACUCUGGCAUAUGUGAGCAGUGCUGUUGGUUUGUCCAUUACAAUUCAGAACUUCAUGAAGUUUAGUGGAGAAGUAGAGCAUACUUUGAAGAACACAAAACAGUUUUGGUGCAGAUCCAGUAACUUCCUUUGCUCUCUGAUUGUCCUUGUAGUUCACUUCUGUGAUCAGUGUACAAGUCCAAUAAAAACCAAGAAUGACCUCAGACUGAUGUAGCAGUGUGUUGCUCAGCUCAGUCCAUGGAUAGAGCGCGGGUGGAGGUCAUCACCACACACUCUUCCCAGCUCUUUCACACUGCACAACCUCCAGCUGUAAGGUCUGAGAGUCCUAAACCAGAUUCUUCAUCUUACCUGUGAAACUCAACAGGUACAUCUAACAAAGGCAGUAAAAGGAGGUUGAUGGUUUCCACCGUCCAACCAGCAGAACAGAUGUGGUGGUGGGAUCUUUGUCUACCAGACAUCAAUGUUUCAGCCCUCCACUCGUCCCUCCAGCCUUCACAAAUCACUUUCACUUAUAUAAUAACGUCACAUAGACUCAAGUCAGUAAACCAGUGUUUGGUGGAUCAUCUCUUUACUGUAAUAAAGCUUCUGCUGGUGGAAAGCCUGUUUAGUCUAAUAAAUGAGGAGAAAUAAAACAGGAUAUAAAGAAUUGAACGGCUUAAAUAUUAAAACUAGUUCACUAAUAACACAAAGUUAAUUACUGGAGCAGCUCGGUUCAUUAGACAAGAUGGCUGAAGUCUGGAGAAACAAGGCCCUAUCACCCUGCCUCCACCCGGCUGUCACCCCGCCUCCACCCGGCUGUCACCUUCCUUUUCAUCCCUGUUUUAAAAGCUUAGAACAUGUGAGAUAUUUACUCUCCUACGGUUUCAGCUCCCCUCAGACUUAAAUGAUGUCGAGUUUGAAAUGACUGAAAAGUGUAUCUCCUGGAGGACCUCUAUCAUCGCCUCAAAUGGAUCUAAUAUUCCCUCCUUCAGUUUUUAUGGAUGUGAACUUUUCCAGCACAAACAUUUUAUGUAAAACGACCAAGCAGUGAUAAAUAAAACAUGAAUGUGA
Messenger RNA from Melanotaenia boesemani (Boeseman's rainbowfish), 3265 nucleotides. Its product is annotated as rap1 GTPase-GDP dissociation stimulator 1. The transcript has 14 exons. Bases 222 to 1904 code for a protein of 560 amino acids. Lineage: Eukaryota; Metazoa; Chordata; Actinopteri; Atheriniformes; Melanotaeniidae. The record is from RefSeq and is a predicted model, not a curated record. Gene Ontology annotation, cellular component: cytosol. Gene Ontology annotation, biological process: positive regulation of GTPase activity. Gene Ontology annotation, molecular function: protein binding; guanyl-nucleotide exchange factor activity.